AAUGGUCAUUUUCCAUCUUCGUAUAAAUAGGACAGAUACCACCCCCACCACCAUAGUUCUAUGGGCAAGUGUUUUCUGGGUCUGAACGGAAUCUCACUUCCCAACUCUUGUAUAUUUUCACAUGCUUCUGCAUCAUCUUUCUUUCUAUAUAUAUUAUUCACACACUUGUAAAUGAUUGCCAAGAAGAUAAGAUAGGCACAAGCUAGCAUAUAGUUUUGCUUUUUUAUUUAAUUUAAUCAGCAACCCCAUAGCUAGGCUUAUAGUUAUAAACAUAUAGAUACAGACAUAGCUUGGUAGGUAUGUUAGUCAUGGAAGAUAGGGAUCACUGUUGUUCCAACGAUUCAACCGUCACCAACAGAAGAAGAAGAAGAAGCGGAAGCCCGACAACAGCCUUGGAGAAAUCGAAGAAGCAGCGCUGCGAGAAACCGAUGAAACCGUACCGAGGAAUAAGGAUGAGGAAGUGGGGAAAGUGGGUGGCGGAGAUCAGAGAGCCGAACAAGAGGUCAAGGAUUUGGUUGGGUUCUUACACGACGCCCGUCGCCGCAGCACGCGCCUACGACACCGCCGUUUUCUACCUCCGAGGGCCCUCCGCGCGCCUCAAUUUCCCCGAACUUUUGUUCCAGGACGAGGUCGACGGCGCCAACGAUGACGAUUCCGUGAACAUGUCCGCUGAUUCCAUUCGCCGCAAAGCCACGCAAGUCGGCGCCAGAGUCGACGCGCUCCAAACCGCGCUUCACCAUCACGCGCCCUCGCACAACCCCACUCUAAUCUCUCUCAAACCCGACUUGAACGAGUUCCCAAAACUCGAAGACCUUCAAGAUUGAUAUUGAUUAAUCCAUGUCAAUCAACAAUAUUUCAGUUCCCUAAGUCCUUUAUAUCAAUAUAUAUAUAUAUAUAGUUUUGUUAUGUAAAUAUUAUAGUUGGGUCUUCAAACUAAUUAACCUCUUCUCCUUAAUUUAUAUAAAUAUAGAUAGAUAUUGCUUUUGAA
Messenger RNA from Vigna angularis (adzuki bean), 988 nucleotides. RefSeq names its product ethylene-responsive transcription factor RAP2-1. The transcript has a single exon. Gene Ontology annotation, biological process: regulation of DNA-templated transcription. The coding region runs from base 300 to 824 and encodes 174 amino acids. The record is from RefSeq and is a predicted model, not a curated record. Lineage: Eukaryota; Viridiplantae; Streptophyta; Magnoliopsida; Fabales; Fabaceae. Gene Ontology annotation, molecular function: DNA binding; DNA-binding transcription factor activity.